UCUGUAAUACUAUUAUAAAAAUUGGAAGUGAUUAAGUUACCAAUCAUCGGCGUUAAUAAUUACGCUUAUAUUAUAUACUUUUUAUUGUAAAAUAUAAAUGAUCUAAUUAUUAGUAUGUUCAGCAUACUAUAAGUCAACUUAAUAAAAUUAAAAAUUAAAACAUAUGAAUUUGGAAGUGUUUAAUAGAGUUAACUGGAAGGAGGGGAGUGGUGGGCGUUCAGGUAUGUAUUGCGAAUGGGCUUCACUAAGUUUAGCUGUACAAAAUUGUGGAGAAUUAGGACAGAGUGUGCUAAACAAAUUUCCAGCAGGUUCUUGCAAGGAAGUGGUAACAUCUGUUAUCAAACAAUUAUCAUCUAAUUUAGGAAUAACACAACCCCCUGAACCUAGCAAACUUAUCAAAGAUAAUGAAGUAAUUUGGUGCAUGGAAGUGAUAUGCUAUGGUUUAAGUCUUCCACUUUCAGAACAUGACACAAUUAGAGAUUGUGUUCAUAUUUAUUGUGAUUGGCUUUCAUCAUUAUAUGAAACUCCAAAAAUUUCAGUUCCUAAGCCUGUAUGUAAUGAUCCUAAUUUAUAUGCUAGAAAAAUUAUUUCACAUUUUUAUAACUUAUUUGUUCCUCGAAAAGGAGAAGUCUGGACCUUUAUAUAUUUAAAUAUUGGAGCUGAUGCAAUUAAUCGCCAAGCUGUCCUAUGUCAUCGAGUUUUAAGGACUUUACAUGAUGUAUCUCGAACAUCAAAAAUUAUAGAAGCAGAAACAUGGGAAGCACUUUUAUUAUUUCUUCUUGCCAUUAAUGAUGCAUUAUUAGCUCCACCAACAAUUAAAGAAGAUGUUGGAGAAGAACUAUGUGAAAGAGUGCUGAGUGUCUUAAUAGAAGUUUGGUUAGUCGCAUGUGUUCGUUGUUUUCCAUCACCAUCUAUGUGGAAAACAUUGAGAGAAAUGGCUAUUACUUGGCGUCAUCGCACAGCUUUAAUUCAUCAAUGGAAUCGAAUAAAUUUAGCACUUACAUCACGUCUAUUAACUAUUAUGUAUGGUCCUGACUUUCCACAGCUUAAAUUGCCUAAUGAAGAUGUCCAACUUAUUCCACCAGAAAUGUCAAAUGAUACAAUAGCUCAAAGUUGGUUUAGAUUAUUACAAACAAUUGGUAAUCCUGCUGAUCUCAGUCGACCAUCAACAAUAAGUCGAACUCCAAAAUUUUUACAAGCCGCCCUUUCUGAUUCUCAACAUAAACUGGUUGAUCCAACAAAUCAUCCAUGCUUAAAUAUUUUGCCUUAUAAUUUUUAUAUUUCUAUACGUGGAAUUGCUUCACUUGUUGAUGCAUUUUUAGGUAUUCCAUCUCAUCCUACUAUUAUUUGGGAUGAUGUUCUACCUUGGAGUAUGGGAAGCACUUUAGAUAAAAAGGAUGGAAGUAUAGUAACACAAACCCCACCUUCUCAAAGGCGAUUGGCAAAAAGUUUUAGUGUUGCACCAACUCUUACCAAUAAGGGUAUUCCUAAAUCAUCAUUGGUGGGCUUAACAACAAGUCGAAUAAACACUCAAACUAAUAAACAAUCUACUUCUACUAUAUCAAUAUCUUCAACUAUAUCAGAACCUAAAGUAUUUGCGGAAAAUCGUCCACACUGCAAUAGUAUUCUUCAUCUUUUCGGGGAAUGGUUAUUUGAAGCAGCACUUCUUGGAGUUGAUUUUAAUAAACCAAAACAAGCUACUCCUGACAGUAGAAUGUCUAAACGACCUAGUUCAGUCAUGUUUGAUACAACUAGCAUAAAAAGUGGUGGAUCUGGAGGUUACAGUAGUAUGGGAGGUGGAAGUACAGCUUCAGCAUCUCAACCAAAUUCACUAACUGACAAUGUUUCUGACAGUAUUGAUUCCAUUAAUUUAUUAAAUAUGGCCCAUUAUGAUCGAUAUUUGCCUGGACGUGCUGAAGCAAUAGGAACAUUAUGUAGAAUAUUUUGCUCUAAAAAAACAUCUGAAGAAAUUUUGCCAGUUUACUUAGCUCGGUUUUAUAUGACAGUCUGUGAGGGACUACAUGUUAAUGAAAUGCAUGAAUGUGAUGAAACAAUUACAAGCAUAUUAUUAAAUUCCAAUGAUCUAUUUAGAUUAGAUUUGAGUGGUAUAAAUGUAUUAGUACCUUAUAUAAUUGAAACAUUAGAACUAGUACUACCUGAAAGGGAUUUAAAACUAAGAUUAAAUACUGUAUCUAAAAGUGAACUUAGAAGGUCUGCUAUAAAUUUACUCUUAUCUUUAGUUUCAUACCCAUUACAUUUUAAAGACUUAACUAUUAAGGAGUUGAAUUCUUCAAGUAAUAUGUCUCGUGGAUCUAUCAUUAUGGGAGAUCUAAAACCUCGUGUUAUGAAUCUUCUUAUUAAUGCUUUACAGAAUGAAUCUGACUCACAUAACUGUCAAAUGCUACUAGGAGGUUUGCUAUGUUGUGUACAAGAUUCUGCAUUUCUUGAAGAAUCUGAAAAUGAUACAGAGUCUGACACAACAGCUCAUAGUGAUACACCAUCUAAUUUAUUAUCAUCAGUGGAUACAAUGAGUUCAUUUAGUUUACCAUCCAGUCAACAUGAUCAAAUGGUAAGUUUAUUUCAAACCAAUGCAAGUAAUACUCCCGAAUCCAGUUUAGAACCGGCUGGCUUUUAUUUUUCUGAUGCAUUCGACUUCUCAAUAUUGAACAAAAAUUCUGCUCAUGCAUUGUACAUCCGAGCUACAUAUUUAGUAUGUCACAGACUAAUUUCUUCAUGGAAAUCUGACUUGAAUAUAUCACUUGCUGCUUUAGAAUUGCUCAUGGGAUUAGCUAGAGUGAAUAUAAGAGAUACAGAUUCUUUAGAAUGUAAAAGAGCAGUAAAAUGGUUAUGUGAUUACAUUACUUAUCAGUGUUGGAGACCACCUCCAGCUCAUUCUCGAGAUUUACAUUCUACUAUUGUUGCUGCCUAUCAAUGUGCCGCAGUUUGGCUUGUUGCUCAUCCUUAUCUUUUAGAUGAUAAAGAUUGUCUUAAUACUGUCAUUGAAGUAGUUGAACUUGGCAUAUCCGGAACAAAAUCACAUGGAAAACCUCAAGAAUCAAUAAAGAUGAAGGAUGAAAAGGAACUAAAACCUGCUUCAAUGAGAGUGCGAGAUGCAGCUGAAUCUUUAUUAGCUAUUAUUUUAGAACAAGUGGGUAGUUUCCCUUCAAUUUGUGGUGCUGAAAGUUUGUCAUGUUUGUUAGAUGAAAUUACUUUAAUUAAACAUUGUAACUCAAUCGCUGUAAAUAAUAUGGAAUGUAAAUCUCAUGCAGUAUCUAAGUUUCGAUAUUUUGUACUAGAGAAUUCAAUUAUUCUAGCUUUAUUUGAAGAACCUUUGGGCAAUGAUCAAGAUGCUCAACCUACAUUGACUGUACUUAUAAGAAGUUCAUUUGGAAGACAAGCAUGGACCCUUCAAUUAAGACAUCUCCCUAGACAUAGAUCUUCAUCUUCCAAACAAUAUAAUACUUUCCCAGGACGACCAGUACCAAUGGAAGAGCCCAAUCGACAAAAAAAUUAUCGUAAAUCAAGCAGACAUUUCUCUGAGGUUAAUGAUCAAAUAUCAAUGUGUAAAAUGGACAAGUCCAUUCCAAGUCUAGACAGCUUAGUUUUUAAUGAUGAAGAACAUAAUAUUUUAUCAAAUUUAAUCGAAAAGCAAAAAGAAAUGGAAAAUCUUUGUUCAGAAUCUUUAUCAAAAACUGUUGAUAUUAUGCCCCCUCAACCAUGUACAGACUUCAGUACAGCAAGACUUUUUUUAUCUCACUUUGGAUUUUUAUCUAGAUUGGAUGAUGUUAAUUCAUCUUCAGUUCCAUCAUUAGUUGCUUUAAAUGCAAAUCAUGAAAAUUUUUAUAAAGAUUUAGAAAUUCUGGAUAACACACCUUCUCGAACUUGUGAUACAUGUCAUAUAUUUUAUGUCAAGGAUGGCCAGAAAAAUGUUAAGGAUAUAUUAAUGAAUGUAACAUCUAGUACAACAGUGACUCCUAAGUUUUUGGAAAUACUUACUAAUCUUGGUUGGCCAGUGAAUGUUAAUGAACAUCCUGGUUGGACUGGACGGAUUGAAACUAGCUGGAAUUUACCAGGUUUUAAGAAUACUAGUAACCAAAAAAUGAAUACAUUACACGGCGGAAAUUUAUACAAUGGUGAGAGUCAUGUUAUUUAUUGGGCUGAUGUAAGCUCUGAAAUAGCGUUUGUUGUUCCAUCACAUAAUGUACAAGAAAAAUCACCAAAAAAUGAAGCUGCUACUAAUUCGAAACAUGAAACAUUUAAAUAUACCAAACCUAUGGCUUCUAGAACAGUGUCUGUUGAUUUUGAUGAUAUGGGUAAACCUACACAACCAUUUAUUGAACCUCCAAAAAGACGUCCACAAUUUAAAUCAGCGACUAUUAUGCUUGUUUGGUUGGAGAGUUUUGAAGAUCAUUUACAUUUUCCUAUUGCCGAUUUAUUGACUUUUACCAAUACGGGACUUGAACCAGCUUCAUACAUAAAAGAUGUUAGUGAUGUACAUGUAAUAUAUUUACAUGAACUGCAAAGUGGUCUUCUUAGGGUAAAAAUACAAGGACCCUUUAGCAGAACAAGUAUUGCAACCCCAUUAGUUGAUGGUAUAGUUAUUAGUAAAGAUGUAGUUGGUUCUAUGGUUAGACAAACAGCUUUAAAUAUUUGUAGGCGUAAAAGAUUAGAAAAUGACAGUUUUCAACCUGGGCACAUUCGGAGACGUUUAAAAAUUCAAGAAAUUUUAGGUAAAUAUCAAAUAAAAAUGACAAAACCUGAACUGUAUACUUACUUAUUGAAUAAUACUAACUUAGGUUAAUAUAUUUAUAUCUUAUAAAAGUUAGUGCAAUAUUUUUAUUUUUAGUGUUUUUUUAUAUAUAUGUAAUAUUUAGUAAAUCAUAAUAAUUGUAUAAUAUUAAAUGUAAUAUGAUUUAUUUAACAAAA
This is a messenger RNA of Daktulosphaira vitifoliae (grape phylloxera), 4926 nucleotides long. Its product is annotated as ral GTPase-activating protein subunit beta. The record is from RefSeq and is a predicted model, not a curated record. The transcript has 28 exons. Gene Ontology annotation, molecular function: GTPase activator activity. Gene Ontology annotation, biological process: regulation of small GTPase mediated signal transduction; activation of GTPase activity. The coding region runs from base 164 to 4801 and encodes 1545 amino acids. Lineage: Eukaryota; Metazoa; Arthropoda; Insecta; Hemiptera; Phylloxeridae.